CACAGCAUAUUGAGGAAGAAAAUGUCCAACCAAACCGCCGUGACCGAAUUCCUUCUCCUGGGAUUCUCUGAUGUUCGGGAACUGCAGAUUUUACACUUUGUAGUGUUUCUAGCGCUUUACCUUUUAUCGCUGGUUGGGAAUCUUCUCAUCUUCAUAGCCAUAGCGCUCAACCACCAACUUCACACCCCCAUGUACUUCUUCCUGAUGAAUCUGUCCAUCCUAGACCUUGGCUCCAUCUCUGUCACUGUCCCCAAAUCCAUGGCCAAUUCCCUCAUGAACACCAGAUCGAUUUCAUAUUCUGCAUGUGUUGCCCAAGUCUUUCUCUUUGCCUUCUUUGCUUCAGCGGAUUUUGCCAUACUGACCGUCAUGGCGUACGACCGAUAUGUCGCCAUCUGCCAACCACUGCACUAUGAGACAGUGAUGAACAGAAGAGCUUGUGUCCAAAUGGCCGCCAGUGCCUGGAUCAGUGUUUUUCUCUACUCUGCAGUGCACACUGGAAACACGUUUGCAAUAUCCUUCUGUGGAGGCAACAUGGUGGAUCAGUUCUUCUGUGAAAUCCCCCAGCUCCUCAAGCUCGCCUGCUCUGACUCAGACCUCAGUGAAGUCGGGAUUCUCGUCUUUAGUGUGUGCUUAACCUCAAGCUGCUUUGUUUUCAUAAUUGUGUCAUAUGUUCAGAUCUUCACCAUAGUGGUGAGAAUCCCCUCUGAGCAGGGCCGGCAUAAAGCCUUCUCCACCUGCCUCCCUCACCUCAUUGUGGUCUCAUUGUUUAUUUGCACAGGGACCUUUGCCUACUUGAAACUCACCUUCAGCUCAACUUCAGGUCUGGAUCUAGUGGUGGAUGUUCUCUAUUCUGUGUUGCCACCAAUGAUGAAUCCGAUCAUCUACAGCAUGAGAAACAAGGAGCUCAAAGGUGCACUGAGUAAACUGAUAGGUCAGAGGUUAUUCUCUAAGAAUAAAAUGUCCAUAUUUCUCCUUCAGUAA
Molecule: messenger RNA, 981 nt
Organism: Malaclemys terrapin pileata
Lineage: Eukaryota; Metazoa; Chordata; Testudines; Emydidae
Product: olfactory receptor 14A16-like
Exons: 1
Coding region: 22-981 (319 amino acids)
Biological process (GO): G protein-coupled receptor signaling pathway
Cellular component (GO): membrane
Molecular function (GO): G protein-coupled receptor activity; olfactory receptor activity
Source: RefSeq, a predicted model, not a curated record